UAUCAUAGUAAGACCGUCUUACUAUGAUAAUGGUAGAUAUAAUAUGAUCUUAAAUUAAUAUAUUAGAUGUAUUACCCAUCAGCAUGUUCUUAAUACGGCCUUCAUGACAUAUUGCUAAAACAUAGUGAUGAUGAUUGUAACACCCGGCUCCCCCAUUUCUAACAUGGGUUCCCGAGCACGGGGUUAAGAAUACACAUGUCUUCAUAUUCAACAUUUCCUUGUGUCCCAUUAUUGCUCUCAAGAACUCAAGAUGCAUUUUCUUCAGUACAAUCAACACUUCUACUUACGGUUCUGCGAAAGGGAAAAUAAAAGCGAGUAAAGAAUACUCAGUGAAGCGAUUCUAGACCAGUCUACCACAUAAGGCUCAAUACGAAACGAAAACCGAUUAGUCACUACACUCAAUUUAAUUCAACUUACAUAUCUAGCUGCAACAUUUUCAUUUCACGUAAUCAAGCAUUGCAUGGUCUUUGUCAUCACUCAGUUCACAUAAUUCGAUUUAAGACUUCAAUCAUCCUAGAACUCUAGGACCUACACAGCUAGAGAGGUCCAUACCACCCCUUUCUUGUUGCAUCCCUAUGGAGCUGCCUGCCCUGAUAUGCUCAACAUUCGGUUUCUUGGAUGCGGUCCGCCCCUGCAGUGUAUUACGAUUCUUUCCUGCCAAGACUCGGUGUGACUCAAUCUUAACGGCGCCUCUAACUUAAUCCACCAUUUUUGAACGGUACGGUCCUGCGUUUCCUGUCUACCUACCCUUUUCGGAUGGUUUACAUUUCAUUCAUUCAUUCAUCUUUCCAUUUCCUUCUUUCUUUCCUUUUUCCUUUCAUUUCGUUUUUCCUCUUUCCUUAGACUCAUUCAUUCUUUCCUUUUUUGAGACACCCAUUCUCGAUGUCACACUCAAUUCAUUAAACAACCAUUCACAUAGGUCUUAUCAUUCAUAUGACCGGACAUAUAACCAGACUGGUUAACAAUAUUUUAUGAUCCUGGGUGUAAUUCUUUCUAUACAUCCUAGCUUUAACAAACACACAAGUCAAACAAUCAGAUCAGAGAAUCACAUCACACAACCACAUCAUCGCAAGGCAGUCCAUUGAAGUCGUUAACAGUGUGAGCGUUCUUAUGCAAUAUGUAUUGUUCAGCUAUCAUCCUAGAAUUUCAUCAUGAUCUAAUCAACCUAACAUCAAUCAGGAUCUAAUCAACCGUAGCUUCUCAUUCAACAAUAUAAAAGAGCAUGAGAAGAGAUCUGGAUCCGGAUCUGGAAACAAUAUAUAAGAGAUGUGAUCCGGGAACAACAUCACCACACAGCCAUCCCCACCACUUGCGCUUGCUCACGGCGAGGAGAGAGAGAGUCGGCCGGGAGAGAAAGCGAUCGCGGGGAGAGAGAGAAGAGAGAGAGAGUCAAUGGCUAGGGCUUCCUGGUUUCGAGGUUUCUCUGCAGAGCUUUGAUUCUAGGUUUCUGAUGAGAGAUAAGAGGAUGGAAGUUUGCUUUUAUAAGAAGAAGAGAAUGAAAGUCUUAGGAUUUUUUUAAUGGUCUAUAGAAAACUCACUUUUCUUUAAAAAUUUAAAUGGACCGGUUUUGGGUGUUACCAUGAUGAUCGAUCGACCAUAAUAGUACUUUUUUUAGUUCUUAUAUAUAUAUGGUUAAUUUGUUUUAGAAGUUUCAACUCAAAAGCCGACCACUUGGCUCGCUUUGUUAGAAUUUAGAGCCGCUCUACUAUGUUCUAUUAUGUUGGUGUUUUUAUUCAUAUAUGUCAUACUUUUUUUUUGUCAACUUAUUACUUGACCACAAUGGGAGGCGUAGGUCGAACCCGAGAUGCCUGGGAGAUUGACGUGGUACGCAGACCACCUGUCCUAGAAGCUCCCGGCGUAUGGCACACUAGCUCUUGUUAAAAUACGAUUGAUGUUUAAGAAAAAAGUGAAUCAGUUGGAAAUAUGUUAAAAAAAAAUUUAAAAAAAUGUUCAAAAAAUCUUAUUGUUUGAUAAAUCGAGCUCUUUAGUUCAACAAAUUCAAAACAAUAGAAGGACCGACAGAUCUCUAACUCUAAAUAGUGACGUUGUAGAACUACAUGUUUAAAAUGUUGAAAUCUACUAGCUAAUAAUGGUUGAACAAAAUACAAAUCAAUAAUCAUUAUUUAUAUUAAUACUUAGGAAGGACAUGGACAAAUUUGAGUUCGGUUUGAAAGGCCAAGCCGACAAUAUAUAACACUAAAAGUAAAAUUUUGAUCUCCAAUCAUUAUAAAUUUGACAAAAGUUGAAAUUAUCAAAAUUGGUCAAUUAUUGUGAACUUCGAGUACUCGAGUAUGAGUAAACCAAUCUAAACUGUAUAGAAUUUCAACCCCCACAAACCAUAUCAGAUGAAACAUGCAUCCACUUAGAAUAAGAAUAACUAUAAAGUAGUGACAACUACAACUUCACAUUGUCUACCACUACCACCAAUCAAAGGUGAUAUAGAAGUGCAUGUUACUUUUCUACUAUUUAGGAAAAUUAAAUAGCUCCACCACUUGAAUCUGAUUGCAAGUAAAAGAUAAAUUAGUGGGAGAGUUUAUGCAAACUCACACAAUAUCCAUCUUCGCAUGAUCACGUGUAAAGAAAUCACAAAAAUAUAAAAACGAUGUGCUGACUAUAUAUGUUCACCAUUCUAGUUCCACGUAGAGAGCGAUAAUGGAUUUAGCGGAUAUGUAAUUGGUACAAUAUUUUUUUCCAAUUUUUCUCUAUAUGUUUAACCAAUCAAACAAAUAUUUAUUUAUCAAUUCAAUACAAGAUUUUGUUUCAUAAAUUUACGUAUGAAAUAGAAGAAGCUCGUUUGGUCCAGUGGUUUGACUAAGGAUUCAUUAAUGUUUCUACACUAUGAAAUUUGAGUUUUAGUCCCUACAAAGGACGGGAUUAUACGAAUUAAUGGAAAAAGAUUUACAAGAGAUCUGCAGCAUAGCGCAAGAAGUACAGUUAGAGUGGAUCUCAUAGGACGGCUCAAAUAAUGCAGUCAGGUAUGAAUCCCAUAAAACAGAUAGAAUUGUCGGCUGUAGAAUCGUGUAAAAUAUUUCUCAUAGUUUGUAAUAGCAUAAUUAUCCAUCAAUUAAAAAAAUUUACAUACGAAACAUAGAGUAUCUUUUUUUGUAGUUUUGCGAGAGUUUAAGUUUCAAUGGACAUAAUUUACAUUGAUCAUUUAUUUUGUAGAGUAUAAAAUUCAGGUGAUUAACGAAUUUAAUAAAUACUACGGAAUUAUAGUGCUUAGUUUAACAACUUGCAUUAAUUUUUAGUUCAUUCUCUUAGAUAAAUCACUUUGCUCCAAUUGUUUCUUUUGAUUGCUUUAUCGUUUUGUGAUUUCUUUAUUGCUUACACACUAGUUUACUUCGUUUCUUCCUGCUUGCUUAAUCGCACCUACUUUCUUUCCUUUCAAUAUUUUACUAGUUGAAGAUAUCCACAAAAAUCCCGAAGUACUUACUAUUGGGCCAGCUUAUAUUACAUGGGCCUAAUUGGUGCCAGUUAACCUGAGUUUUAUUAUGUCUAGUAUCGACGACUUCUACUAUGAAUUUAGAUAACCCAAUGUUCUCCAUGAGGAGCAAACCUUAUUUUGAUAAUUAGAAAGCAUAUAGAAUAUGACUUUAGAUAAGAUCACCAUGGUGUCCCAAAGAUCUAGUUUUAAAGUACUUAGUAUAGUUUUUGGAAAUAAGCGGUAUAUGGUAUUGUCUUUAUAAAUUCGCCACUUUGUGUUUUGAAAAAGUGUUAACAACACAUUUUCCACUAAUACGACUGAGAGCCUAUAUGAUAAGUGUACCAAAUAAUUUAUAUGUUGCAAAAUGAUGAGGAUAAUGAAAUGGAGGCAUGAUCCUGACAUGUUCUCUAACAUGGCUUGAUGUGAAUCAAACAUCCAAUAUCUACAAAGAUGCAUGCGUGUUUGGUAUCGUUACAGAGAAUCCUUAGUGUAUAGAAACAUUCCCCUCAUGCCACAAUGUGAACUUAAACCACUUCGCUCUCUCUAACAGAAAUCCAUUAUUUAUAUUAAUCAAAAUGUAUUAUUCAACAUGGUCACACUAUCAAGAGAAGACUAAGACUACACAUAAAUCAUAACUUACAAAAAGACAAAACCUUUUUUCAUAAAAACAGCUAUUCUUGUUCGAAUCAUGUCGGAUGUAACUUUAUACUUUAGAUAUAAGCUGUCCUUAGCACAUUAAAUUAAUGAAAACACAAGGAUCUUUUUCCACGCACAUGCAAUUAUAUAUUUAUAUAUAUGGUCCACUACACAAGCAAAUGCUACGACUCGACAAAACAAAAAUUCUCACAAACACUCUCUCUCUCAUUCGAAACUAGGGUUCUUGAGUUGUCCAUGGAGAGAGAAGAAUGCAGCAGUAGCGAAUCCGGCUGGACUACGUAUAUUUCUUCACCUAUGGAGGAUGACGAGCAAGAGGAAACUGAUGAGGUGUACUAUGAAGGGCAUAUCACCGGAAACGAUCAAAGAAAGCAUGUCAACGAGUACGAAAACAACAAAGACAGCGACGAUUCAAUGGCUUCCGAUGCUUCUUCCGGGCCAAGUUAUCCCCAAACGAGCAAUAGAGGGAGAAGCAGAGAAUGUAUUGUUUUAAGGAAUGGGAAAAGUGAAAGUAAGAGUAAGAGUAAGAGUAAGAGUAAUGAGGAUUAUGACCAUAAACAUAAUGCUAAGAAUAGUGGCAAUUAUAAAUGUAGGAUAAAAGAGAAGAAAAAGAGUGAAAGUAAAAGUAAGUCUUUUAAAAAGAAGUAAGUUCUAUCUUGAAGUUGUUUGUAUGUAGAUUGGAUUGUUAAUUUCCAUUUUUAUGUUGGGGUUUUUUGAUGCCUCAGGCAAAGGGUGUGUGAUGAUUUUUAUCUGUUUCUUUCCUUUUCAACAUGAAAUUUGAUAUUUGUAUUCUCUUUUGUCGUCCUUGUAUUAUCAUUCUUAUUUCUUACCUUUACUAAUAA
Brassica rapa (field mustard) is the source of this 4920-nucleotide messenger RNA. RefSeq lists its product as uncharacterized. NCBI's taxonomy places the organism in Eukaryota, Viridiplantae, Streptophyta, Magnoliopsida, Brassicales, Brassicaceae. The record is from RefSeq and is a predicted model, not a curated record. Gene Ontology annotation, biological process: cytokinin biosynthetic process.